UCAUCCAUCAGUAUAGUUGAGAGAUGGAGGGACCUCAGGGGCAGAAGUCUGCUAUCGUUGUCGGUGCUGGCGUUGGUGGUGUGGCAACGGCUGCCCGCUUAGCUAAAGCAGGGCUGAAGGUUACAGUCGUCGAGAAGAAUGGUUUCACAGGAGGCCGAUGUUCCUUGAUCUAUUAUAAGGACUAUCGGUUUGAUCAAGGGCCGUCUUUCCUUUUGCUUCCGGAUUUCUUCUACGAGACUUUCCAGGACUUGGGCACAAGCAUUGAAGAUGAAGGCGUUGAAAUGUUACAAUGCCCUCGCAAUUACAAUGUGUCGUACAGCGAUGGUCAAUUUGUUCAUCUUAGUACGGACCUUGCCCGCAUGAAGGCCGAAAUCGAAAAAUGGGAGGGAAAGGACGGAUUCGAACGCUAUCUUGCUUAUCUUCAAGAAGCUCAUCGUCAUUACGAGCUCAGUGUGAAAUUUGUACUACGCAAGAAUUUUACCUCAAUCUUCUCAAUGCUAAGGCCGGGGUUUGUAAAAGCGUUCUUUGAUCUACACGUGCUUCAAAGCAUAUACACGCGUGCCUCAAAGUAUUUUUGGACAGAACGGUUGAGAAGGGCAUUUACGUUUUCGAGCAUGUAUCUCGGAAUGAGCCCAUUUGACGCACCGGGCACGUACAGCCUCUUGCAAUAUACCGAGCUUGCAGAGGGUAUUUGGUAUCCGAAAGGUGGGUUUCACAAGAUAGUCGAUGCAUUGGUAAAUUUUGGAAAGAGGUCCGGAGUCGAAUUCCGCAUGUCAAGUCCAGUCAAGUCAAUUUUGCUAUCUGCCGAUCAGAAACAAGCAAAAGGCAUUAUUCUCGAGAGCGGAGAAGAGUUACACGCAGACAUUGUAAUUGCCAACGCCGAUCUAGUCUAUACGUACAACAACCUCCUACCUUCAUCAGACUAUGCAAAAUCUCUCGAAAAGCGCCCGGCAUCAUGCAGCAGCGUCUCGUUCUACUGGGCACUUGACCGAUGUUUUCCCGAAUUAUCAAUCCACAACAUUUUCCUCGCCGACGACUACAAGGACAGUUUCGACGAAAUUUUCAAGGAGCAGACCUUGCCCAAGGAGCCAUCAUUCUACAUUAACGUACCAUCGCGAAUCGAUCCAACUGCUGCACCCGAAGGAAAAGACUCUGUUGUGGUACUUGUUCCAGUCGGUCACCUUGUAGACGACGACCAGCACGAUGACUCCGACGACGCGAAAGGUCGUCCAGGUCUUCAUGUACGAAGAAAACAAGACUGGGAAGCAAUGAUCUCAAGAGUCCGCACAUUUAUUCUCAAGACCCUUGAACAGCGACUUAACAUCUCACUCUCCGAGCACAUUGUCAACGAAUACGUCAACAGUCCACAGGACUGGAAAGAACGAUUUAAUCUCGACAAAGGAGCCAUUCUAGGCCUCAGCCACAGCUUCUUCAAUGUACUCUCUUUUCGUCCAAGGACACAGCAUCCCUCAAUUAAGAAUCUCCACUUUGUGGGAGCAAGUACGCAUCCAGGCACAGGAGUCCCUAUCUGUCUUGCCGGCGCCAAGCUCACGAGCGAACAAGUUCUUGGACGACUAGGUAUACGAGUUCCUUGGGAAGUAGACGCGAGUGUGGAUAAAGUACGGCGGAAUAGCACAUUGGAUAAAGUGCAUCCUGCCAUGCCAGGUCAUGUCAUUUCUGUCAUUGUACUUCUUUUAGCGAUCUUGUCGGCCAUACUUUGGAUGCGCGUUUGAAGAUUUGGGCUUGACAACUCCGAGUUUGGCAAAGAUGUAUCAUGGAUUUGUCUAGAUAUCGCCAGCACGCAUGACGAUUUUAGUUUAAGUGUGCAUUGUCAAGAGUUGGAUUUAUUACUGAGACAAUCCUCACAUCUCAAUCCUCACAUCCUCAUCGCGUUUCCUUGGCAUAGCCCCAUAUGGAGCUUGACUACAAAUAAUC
Xylona heveae TC161 is the source of this 1935-nucleotide messenger RNA. Its product is annotated as phytoene desaturase. Bases 24 to 1733 code for a protein of 569 amino acids. The record is from RefSeq and is a predicted model, not a curated record. Lineage: Eukaryota; Fungi; Ascomycota; Xylonomycetes; Xylonales; Xylonaceae. Gene Ontology annotation, biological process: carotenoid biosynthetic process. Gene Ontology annotation, molecular function: oxidoreductase activity. The transcript has 4 exons.